ACCUUCACUCCCCCUGAAUUCUUGCAACAGAAAGAACCAAACUCGUUGCCACAACUCUCUCAAACAAAAACAAACCAUCACUGAAAUGGCAGUGGCUGAUGAAUUUGGAGUUCUCACCAAAGCUUUCACAGGACUUGGUGUUGACGAAAAGUCAUUGAUCUCAAUACUGGGCAAAUGGCAUCCAGAGCACAAACAAUCUUUUAGGAAAACAACCCGUGACAUCUUCGUAGAGGAUGAACGACAAUUUGAGAGAUGGGAUGAUCGACAUGUCCAGAAACUUCAACAAGAGUUCUUACGUUUCAAGGAUGCUGUGGUGCUUUGGACAAUGCAUCCAUGGGAAAGAGAUGCUCGUCUGCUAAGGGAGGCGGUGUACAAGGGUCCAAAGUAUGGCAUUCUUGUAGAGAUUGCUUGUACUAGAUCAUCGGAGGAACUAUUAGGAGCAAGAAGAGCUUACCAUUCCCUCUUUGAGCACUCAAUUGAGGAAGACAUAGCUUUCCAUAUCCACAGCUCUGAGAAAAAGCUUCUAGUUGGAUUAGUAAGUGCGUACCGUUAUGAAGGUCCAAAAUACGGUGAAGAAGUAGCAAAAUCUGAAGCGAAAAUACUCAAAAAUGUCAUAAAAGAUGGUGCUAAGAAGCUCCACGAGGAAGAAGAGAUUGUCAGGAUUCUAACUACAAGAAGCAAGCUUCAUCUAAAGGCUGUAUUUAAGCAUUAUAAGGAAACUAGUGGCAAUUAUUUGGACGAGGAUCUUGGUGAUCACUUAAUUCUAAAACAAACAGUUCAAUGCCUUUGCAAGCCAGAGACAUACUUUACCGAGGUUUUGGAUGUUUCCCUUAAAGGCAUUGGGCAUGAUUUUGCAAAAGAAGCCUUGACCAGAGUUAUUGUUACCCGAGCAGAUGUAGAUUUGAAGCUCAUCAAAGAAGAAUAUCAUCACCUUUCUGGGUUUACUCUAUCACAUAAGAUUGAAGAAAUAGCCAAUGGGAACUUCAAAGAUUUUUUGCUUACUUUGAUUGCUAGAGGAGAUCAAGAAAAUUAACCCAACUUCGUGCUCGUGCAUUGCUGUAUCCGUUCUAUCUUUUUUAUCCCCGUCUGGGGUUGACUUGGCCUGAAUUUGCACGUUUACAUGUAUCAUGUAUGAUUUCUAUUGUUACCAUCAAAUGGAUUUUUGUUUUUCAUAAUCACUGAGUAGGUCAAAAGAGGACUCUGAGAAUAUUUCUCA
Molecule: messenger RNA, 1216 nt
Organism: Coffea eugenioides
Lineage: Eukaryota; Viridiplantae; Streptophyta; Magnoliopsida; Gentianales; Rubiaceae
Product: annexin D4-like
Exons: 6
Coding region: 86-1033 (315 amino acids)
Cellular component (GO): cytoplasm
Molecular function (GO): calcium-dependent phospholipid binding; calcium ion binding
Source: RefSeq, a predicted model, not a curated record